CACUGGCCCCGCAUGCCAUGUCAUACAUUAACCAUUGUUUAGAGAAAUCUCAUGACCUGUGAACCCAAGAAUCUGCUUGAGGCUCAGGCCCCUGUCUCUGCUCAAACCCAGCCCUCAGUGCCUUUGAACCUAAUUAGGCAAUGAGAAGGGACAUUUAUCUACUUCUCUGUGGUGCAGCGCCUCUCCUCUUCCUACCUCUUUCUAAAGGGCUUUAAAAGAAGACUACUUCUCUGUCUGGAUGGGUUGACAUGUCACUUCAGACCCUACCAUACGGUCGGCUCUAACAAAUCUUUUGAUGGAACCUAACAUCCGGUAAUGGAACCUGAAAGGCGUCAGAGAUAUUGUCCCGUGGGCUCCUCCUCCUUCGCCGCUGCUCUCUCAACGUAUAACCCCAGACCUCCGUCCUUCUCUGUCUCAGAGUAAAGAAUCAUAGACCUGUAACAUGAAUGUGGCCCAAUCCCCAGCCAGGCAAGGAGACGGGACCCCAGGACAAUGAGGAUGUCACCCUGCCCAUAACUACAGCCCACCUGUGCAGUCCCUAAAGUCCCAGAAUGCACCAGCAGAUGGCACUGACUUGGAGCCUGCUCUACAUGACCCUGCUGACUCUCUGCUGGAAAGCUGGUGUGACAGAGGCACAAGACACCAUCCCUCUGCAGACUCUAAGGUGCUACAAUGACUACACCAGCCGCAUCAUCUGUAGCUGGGCCGACCUGGAGGAUGCCCAGGGCCUCAUUAACAUGACCCUUUAUCACAGGCUGGAAAAGGACUAUCCAGUGUCCUGCAGCCUCAGUGAUGACCUAGUCUGGUCAGAGUGCCCGUCUGCCCACCGAUGUGUGCCCAGAAAAUGUGAAAUCGCAAACACAAGCUUCAGUGUAGCAUAUGAAGACUACUACUCAUUCCAACCAGAUCGGGAUGUGGGCAUCCAGCUCGUCAUUCCACUGGGCCAGCAUGUGCAGCCCCCACCUCCUAAGAACAUCAGCAUCAGCCCCUCUGCGGAUCACUUCCUGCUUAAGUGGAACUGGACCCUUGGAGAUGCCCAGGUCCCCUGGCUGUCACAGGAGGACGUAGAUUUUGAGGUGGCUUACAAGAGGCUUCAGGACACCUGGGAGGAUGCUCCCAGACUAAACACCAGUGACUUGUGGGUCUCCCUGCCAUCAAAGCUGUUUCUACCCAGCAAUAUUUAUGUGGCCCGUGUGCGCACUCGGCUGUCCCCUGGCUCUAGAUUGUCUGGAAGGCCCAGCAGAUGGAGCCCUGAGGUGCAAUGGAGCUCCCAGCCAGGGGACAAGGCCCAGCCUCAGAACCUGCAGUGCUUCUUCGAUGGCAUCCAGUCCCUCAGCUGCUCCUGGGAGGUGUGGAACCAGGUGGCUGGCUCUGUUUCCUUUGGGCUCUUUUACCGUUCCAGUCCGGCUGCUCCGGAGAAGGAAUGCUCCCCGGUGGUGAAGGAGCUGCAGGGCAGCCUCUGUACCCGCUACCACUGCAGUCUAACCGUGUCCAACCCCAGUGCACACAGCCAGUACACAGUCUCUGUUAGGCUGCGGAAACAAGGGAAGUUCAUCAAGAGCUCUGAACACAUCCAGAUGCACCCUCCCAGCCUCAAAGUGACCAAGGAUGGAGACAGCUACAACCUGCGUUGGGAAACUAAGAAACUCUCCUAUCCUCACAUUGAACACAAAUUCCAGGUCCAGUACAAGAAGAAGCUGGACAGCUGGGAGGACGGCAAGACAGAGAUCCUAGAUCAUGCCCAUAGCAUGUCCCUGCCACGGCUGCUGCCCUCCACCGCAUACUCGGCCAGGGUGAGGGUCAAGCCCCUCCCUGAAUACCAUGGGAUCUGGAGUGAGUGGAGUCAGGAGAGCACCUGGACCACCGACUGGGUGAUGCCCACAUGGGGGAUCGUCCUCAUCCUGAUCGUCCUCGUGCUGAUCUUGCUCCUGGCCCUCCGCUUUGGCUGUGCCUAUGGGUGCAGGCUGUACAGAAAGUGGAAGGAGAAAAUCCCCAACCCCAGCAAGAGCCUGCUGUUCCAGGAUGGAGGAAAAGGACUCUGGUCUCCUAGCAGCACAGCAGCCUUUGCCACUAAGAACCUUACCCCCCAGGGGCCACAGAGCAACCUUUUUGCUGAGCUACAGGGGAUGUCAUAUUCACAUACAGUGGACAAUGAAGUGUCACCUCUUACCAUAGAGGUUCCUAAAAUUGUUCAAGAUUUACCAUCUGGGCCUGACCUAACUCCAGUCACCUCAUCAGAACUCAUGGAACAGCUUUCCGAUGGCCAGCGAGACCCACCAACCCAUUUUGGCAAACCUGAGAACCAGAAACCCAACUUUGACUUUAACGGUCCCUACCUGGGGCCUCCUAAAACUCAGUCCCUGACUAAUCUCCAAGGCCAACAUGUGUCCCCAGAGAUAAGUGGCAGUCUGAAGCCAGAACUGCCACACUCCCUGGAGUACCUGUGCCUGCCUCCCGGAGGACAAGUACAGCUGGUACCACUGUCCCAGGCAAUGGGCCAGGGCCAGGCUGUGGAUGCCGAGCGUGAGUCUAGCCCGAAGACCACAGAGAGCCCUUCCAUGGAACAGAGGGACAGCCCUUCACUCGACCUGAGGGUGGAGGAGCAGGAGCCAAAGGACAAUGCAGUGACUCUGUCCUUAAACUCUGGAGACACUGGGGACCCCGUGGUGGCCUCUGGUUAUGUCACUCCUGCAGAUCUGGUGCUCACCCUGCCCACAGGGCCCCUGUCUACCUCUCUGGGCCCCUCUCUAGGGUUGCCCGCAGCUCAGGGUCCUAGUGUCUGUCUCACACUGCCUGGGCUUCCUCCUGGAAGCCCAGCUCUUCCACCCCCAGAAUUUGAUGACUAUGUGGAGCUCCCUCCAAGCAUGAGCCAGCCCCCCAAGAUCCCUCUGAGAAAUCCUGUCCCUCCUGUGCCAAGCAGCCCUGUAGUAAGCCCAGGAGAGCACAGAGAGGAGGUAGCCCCAACAUCCCCACACCACGAAGGCCUCCUUGUUCUUCAGCAGGUGGGUGACUACUGCUUCCUCCCUGGCCUGGGGCCUGGUUCCCUCUCACCACAUAGCAAACCACCUUCUCCAGGCCUGUGUCUGGAGAUGGUGGACCUAGACCAGGAUCUGUCUGUCAAAAAGCCUCCCUGCCAGCCCAUGCCCCAGAUGCCAGCCAUUCAGUUUUUCAAGUCCCUGAAGCAUCAGGACUACCUGUCACUGCCCCCUUGGGACAGCAGCCAGCCUGGGAAGGUAUGCUGAGUCCAUGCCCACCCAACCUCACCAGCAGCCCUGCUCCUCAGACUGCGGAACUCAGCCUGACAUCUCCAAAGGACCCCAGAGGAUCCCUCCAUGAGAUGCAAGGCUUCUCUGCUCUCAGCCCUGACCUUCAGCAAUACCCCCCCCUCUCUCUCCUUUCCUCCCUCACUCCCUCCUUCCCUCCUUCUCCCUCCCUCCCUCUCUUCCUCCCCCCUCUCUCUUUCCUGUUUCCUAGCUUUUAUAGGAUCUCCUUUCCUUUCCCUCUGACUUGUUGGAGUAGAGAUGGGAACAGAGAGGCUCUGAGGAUGAGGCCUGCAUGGUCUGUUUAGGAUUUAAGGACUACUAUGGGUUGCUUGUCCCCCUUAGGCACCAAUAACACAGCACAUGGUUCUGGCUCAGUGCGGGAAGUGGGAGGCUCAAGUGGAUUCCUUAAAGGUCAGACAUGGAAAACAGGCGGGCUCAUGUCACUCCAAGAAUUGGUGUGGUUCUCUAUGACAAUAUGAGGCUCCUGGGGAGCCCUGAGGUUCUUUCAGAGGGGACUGGGAACCCUCGUUCUGUAGAGAAGUCACUGAUGUGGACAGUGCCACCUAGUGGUCACAGCUGUGGCCAGGAUGGAGCAAUGAAAAGCAAUGGGGAAGGAUGGGCAUUGAGAACUCCUGGUGCCAACUGCAGGAAAGCCAGGGUAUGGAUCCCUCGAAGGUCAAGAGCAUGGUGAUCACACAGGACAGCACAUCCAAAGACUUAGUCUGGACAUCCGGGCUGCUCUCCCUCUGGAAUGCUUGCAUACCUGCUACCUGUGACUUGCACUGACCACAGAUGUGGCCAUGCUGUGGGACUGUGGUACUGGGAAAUUGCUAGCUUGUUGGCCCUCAGGGCACAGCGGCAUUCCAUCAUUCCAUUCUCAUUUGCAUUACUUGUUCCAGCUCUGCUCGCACAUAGCUCUUGUCUAUGUCUUGAGUAUUGGCUGUUUUGUUGUUGCCACAGAGGAGCUGAGUCCAUGAACGAUUUUGUCCCUUAUAAUGACAUCUUUUUCAGAUGAGACUGUACAGCUCUCUCUCCAUGACCUUUUGUGGGACAGACCCGUCUCCAAUAAUUGUGUUCGCUCCUAGUUUUGUGCAGGAGGCACAAUGACGCCCUAAGCACGUCUGCAUUGCUGUGAGACAGACUGCUGAGCUGAAUUCCAUCUUUGGGGCCAUAUUUGCAGUAACCUUUGCAGCAAACGUGCAUGUGCCUUCGUUUAUAGUCUUUCUGGUUCUUUCUGUGUCUCAAGCCUUGCACGGGAGGUUUUAUGUCUUCUAGAGCCCACACUUACACUGCAGAGGUCUGUCUUUGUAUGUCCGGAGGACCCGGAGCCAGAGCACAUUGUGUCAUUUCUUCACCCACCUGCUCUCCAUCCCCGAAUCUGAAAGGCCGUUCCGUGACCCAUCAAGUGCUCAGGUGGACCUGGUCUGUCUCAGCAUCUUUUCUAGUGGCCUCACUCCCUAGAUGUCAGCCAUGUCUCUUCAUGUUUGAUUUUGACCCAUGGCAGGCAGAGCAAGUGUUCCUUGGUCUCUGUUCAUUGCAGCAAAGAAAACCACUAACAUUGAAUGUGUUUCAGUGGCAAUGUUCACAGUAGCUCUCAAUACCUUCUAAAGCAGACCCUCUAGGGAAACAAGCAAGAACGACUUCUAUGUAUUAAGACAUUGACUCAAAAAUAAUUUGCAUUAAGAAAGAAUAUUGUAAUAAAAUAUUUGUAGCAUACCACA
Messenger RNA from Arvicola amphibius (Eurasian water vole), 4984 nucleotides. It is a transcript of the gene Csf2rb, whose product is annotated as colony stimulating factor 2 receptor subunit beta. Gene Ontology annotation, molecular function: cytokine receptor activity; protein binding. NCBI's taxonomy places the organism in Eukaryota, Metazoa, Chordata, Mammalia, Rodentia, Cricetidae. Bases 552 to 3242 code for a protein of 896 amino acids. The record is from RefSeq and is a predicted model, not a curated record. Gene Ontology annotation, cellular component: membrane; external side of plasma membrane. The transcript is spliced from 14 exons. Gene Ontology annotation, biological process: cytokine-mediated signaling pathway; immunoglobulin mediated immune response.